Messenger RNA from Sphenostylis stenocarpa, 297 nucleotides. Lineage: Eukaryota; Viridiplantae; Streptophyta; Magnoliopsida; Fabales; Fabaceae. The record is from the annotation of a GenBank genome assembly.
AUGUUGUCGCUCACAAUCUAUUAUUCUUUGCAUCCCUUCCACUAUCUCUCGGCAACGCGCCCUGAUUUUUGUGUUCUCGCACUCUCCGGCAGUGUGCCAUCAUUGUUGCGUUCUCGCUCUCUCUUGGUAGCAUGUCCUUCAGUAUUGCAUUCUCACCUUUCCCGGCAGCGCGACCUCCACUAUUACAUUCUCACUCUUUCUCGGUUUAGCUUUUGUGCCUCAUUCCCGGGGUGUGACUCAAAAAUAUGGUUGUAUGAAUUAAAAAACUCUAAUGCAUUGUAUCGCGAUGAUGGUUGA